AGUACACGGGAGCCCCUCAAGAUCGGGGUAAAAUUGUACAGACGGCUCCAAAACUCCAGGGCACUUCAGGAGACUCCGUAGAGGGGCCCCCAGGAGCCUCUAAGCGUUUGCAAAGGGUAAGAAGGGAAGCAAGGCACAAAACAAAAUACAGCUCUCACCAGACAAGUAGGGAAAGCGGACUGAUAAACUCCUGUGCGAGAAAAUUAUGCGUCCCAUCCGCAGGAGUCACCGGGAAACGAUCGGUAACCUACACCGCGCAGCACCCGCUAAAUGCAGGGCGCGGUGUUGCGCGGUGCUGCGCGGCUGUGUUGCUCUGGCGAGCUGCGGACUGUGAUAUCCGAGGGGGUCCCAUGGAUCCGACCCCACCGAGCGUUUGUCCAGUGGGAAAAUGAUCCUGGGAGUACCGCCUCGCGCUGGGGACCGGUCGACCUGAGCUCAGAGGAUCGCCGCCUCGCGCUGCUGGCCGGGCGGCAUAGAACUCAGAGGUUACCCCCCAGCGUCCUCGAUCCGGGAGGCACCGCCUCGCGCUGCGGACUGGGCGGCAUGGUCUCAGAGAAUCGCCGCCUCGCGCUGCUGGCCGGGCAACUAAGAAGUCUGACGCCGCCCCAAAAUCAAUCCACUCGGCACCCGAUCCAUCCGCCGGUCGGGGGCGCGCCGGCAGAGCUGCGGAGCAGGGCCGCCCGUGGAGAGGCGGAGAUGGGAGGGGCGACCCCCCCCCCUGCCGGACGCCCGUGGAGAGGCAGAGGAGAGGGAGGGCAAACCAGGGGUGCCAGGGGGGGCGGCCUUCUUCGAAGGCCUUUGCACCGCAACCCGCCCCCACUAGUGGCAUCGAGCCAGGCUGCAUACAACGGCUUGGUAUACAGCAAGUGGGCAAAAAAAGAAAGGGUCUGCUGGCAUUCAAGCCUGCGAGACCACGCACGGAUGCCCCUUCUCCGUGCAUCGCCAGCACCAGAGACGGUCCUGGCUAUUCGAUGGUCCGUGGGAGACUGCUCCCAAAGCGCAGAAAUCGAGCUAUAAUAUUCGAGUGACCGCAGAAGCCGUCCUCUGCGCCCUUAUCCUCUCCCCCGGGCCUGCACGCGGCCCCCGGAAAUCCCUGCCCCCUUCCCCGAACGCUCACCCAAUCCCCCGCCCGCUGUUGGCCUUCGGAACAGCUCCGAAUCAUGCCCGACGCGGCGAGCUUCCUCGAGGCAAGGGCGAGGGGCCUCGUGGCACGCGCCUCCGUGGCGAACUCCUCUCUGGGGCCCGCGUCGGGGCCCCUGUGCAGAGGCUCCUCUGACCCAGCCGGGCGUGCAGCAGACGGCCAUGCAGGACCGUGGCGAGCUCCUGGGGCCGAGGCCGAGACAGAGCCACAGAAGAAGACAUAGGUGCGCAAGCAGAGGCUUUCGGGGAGGUCCGCGCGGAUUCCUCGGAUCGGCGCUGACCCCUCGGGGGCGCCUCCGGUGCCGCCCAUCGCGCGCUCCGCGCGCCAGGGAAGGGGGCUCAGCGCCUGCCCA
Molecule: messenger RNA, 1493 nt
Organism: Prorocentrum cordatum
Lineage: Eukaryota; Dinophyceae; Prorocentrales; Prorocentraceae
Source: the annotation of a GenBank genome assembly